AUGGACGAUGAAAGUGAAAUAAGUGGUGGGUCAUCACCCUUUCUUGAGUCUCCAGAUGCCUUCCAACCACAAGAAAGGCAAGAUACGGAAUUAAACCAAGAGUUAGACGUUAUCACUACUAAGCCUUAUACUCCCCCUUCUGUUCCUACUGCCACUAGUGAAAAGGACAGACAGUUAUUGGAUUUGGAGUAUAAAUUAAGUACAUUACAAAACGAAUAUGAAUUGGAAAAAUUACAAGCACAACGACAAUUUAAAGACUUAGAAAAGAAACACAAAGCUACUGUUGAGGAGUUGGAAGGUGCUCUCGAUAAUACACGACUUUUACAUGAUGAAAAUGAACGUAUUGUAGCUGAAUUGGAUAAAAUUAAAUUUGAAUUGCACAAUGUUGAUUCAGAUAAGGAUUCUCAAAUACAUGAUUUAGAAGUAAAUGUAUUGGAAAAAGAUAAACAAAUAGAUGAUUUAAAAUUACAGUACGAAUCUGAAAGUUUGAAGUUUAACUACGAAAUAGAAAAUUUACAAACUGAAAAAGAGAAUGCUGAUGAAUUAGUAGAAAAGUAUAAUACUGAAAUUAUUAGACAAGCGAAUGAUAUCAAAAAACUUUCAAAGGAACUUAACAAUAAAAAUGAUGAGAUAUUAAACUUGAAAAAUUCAAAUAUAUUAAACUCUCAUCCAAAUUACAAUACGGAAGAGUUCCAAGAUCUUUCAACAAUGAACAAACUUUUCAAAGAACAGGCACAAUAUUGUAAAGAAUUAGAAGAAAUUAAUUUAAAGCAGGCCAAUGAGUUGAAAAAAUAUAGAAAUGCAGAAGAAUCUUCGAGUUUUUGGAAAACUGAAAGCGAAAGGUUGGAAUUGAAAGUUCAAAAGUUAGAGUACAUCGAAAAGAAAUUCGAAGAUACACAAAUUGAGUUAUUAGAUUUGAAAACUAAAUUGACGCAAUAUAAUAUGUUUACGGAAGAAUUGAAAGGUAGAGAUACGUUUGAUAUACAACCAGAAGAUAUAAUCAAUGAGCUGGAUUUAUUGAAAAAGGAAAAUUUGGUAGUAAUCGAUGAAAAUUCAAAAUUAAAUAUAAAUAUGAGCAAUAUGAAAAUAUUAAAUGAAGAACUUGCACUCGAACGAACUCAAUUAUUAAACUUAAAUAAAGAUUAUGAAAAUAAUAUUAUUAAUCUGAAGAAACUUAAUUAUGAAUUGGAACAACAGAAGAUCUUAUCCUUUGAAGAAUGUAAAUUAUUGCGUCAACAAUUGCAAGAUCUCGAUGAUUUCACAAAUAAUAGUAUCAAAGAAAAUACUAUUGGUAACAAUGAUGAAAAUGAAAACCUAAGCCUUCGUAAGAUCGACAGUGAUACCAAUAAUUUAAUUGAAAAUUAUAAAAAUAGAACAGGUGAGUUAACUGGCGAAUUAAAGAAAUUAAACGAACAGAUGUUAGCAUCCCAAGAAGCAGAGGCUCAAAAUGUUAAAAAGAGGAAAUUGAAAGACACAAACGGCAUGACUUAUUAUUCACAAAGAAUAAAUGAGUUACAACUUGAAAAUGGUAAAUUAUCUAGAGACCUACAAAAAUAUCAAAAUUUAAAUGGAUUACUAGAGACUAAGCUCACAAAAUUAUUAAGUUUGAAAGAGAAAAAAAUUAGAAUUGUUGAGCUUCGUGAUAACCCAUUGGCAAGAGAUCAGUUUGUUAAAAGAAAAAAUAUGAAACUCUUACAGCAAGAGAAUACCGAUUUACUUGCACAGCUCCAAUCGAAUCCAGAUCUGAAGACAAUCCCCAUUUCUGUUUAUGAAUCAUUAAAUUUUGAUAUCAAGCAACAAGAACAAGAAAUAUUCAAAGCAAAUAAGAAAUUUACAAGGUUAAAGGAAGUAUACAAUAAAAAAUCCUUAGAAUUUAUUGAUGUAGUAAAUUCUAUUCUCGGCUUUAAAUUAGAAUUUAGGCCAGAUAAUAAAGUAAAAAUAUAUUCAUGCUAUAUGCCAAAAACUUAUCUAGUAGUGGAUUUAAAACACAACACGCUUGAGUCAAAUAUGGCCAUUGAUAACUGGGAUGAGCUUUUAGAAACUUGGAUUGAAAAAAGGGGUCAAAUACCCUGCUUUUUGGCAACAAUAACAUUGCAAUUGUUCAACUCAUCACAGGCCAUUGGUACCGAUAUAUAG
Messenger RNA from Maudiozyma saulgeensis, 2136 nucleotides. NCBI's taxonomy places the organism in Eukaryota, Fungi, Ascomycota, Saccharomycetes, Saccharomycetales, Saccharomycetaceae. The record is from the annotation of a GenBank genome assembly.